AUGGCCUCUACUUUCGACGAUGAGGAGCUCUCCAUGUCACUCUCUGGGCCUGCAGCAGAACGUCGCAAUCAACGACAUGCGGCCAGACCCAGGACAGACUCUCAUCAAGCUGCUAGCCGAGUAGCCAAGAUCCCUGCCGACCGUCGCAUUGCCCAGCAAAUAGGUGCAUAUGACGUCGUACGGACACUAGGUGAAGGGUCCUUUGGCAAAGUCAAGCUGGCGACCCACCGCUUCACCAAACAAGAGGUGGCGCUCAAGAUCAUAUCGCGCAAGAAGCUUAUAUCAAGGGACAUGGCGGGGAGAGUUGAAAGAGAGAUUCAAUACCUGCAACUGCUAAGACAUCCGCAUAUCAUCAAACUUUACACCGUCAUCACAAGCCCCACAGACAUCAUCAUGGUACUCGAAUACGCUGGGGGAGAACUCUUUGAUUACCUUGUCAAGCAUGGAAAAAUGGCAGAGACCAAGGCUCGUCGGUUUUUUCAACAAAUCGUCUGUGCCGUGGAGUACUGCCACCGGCAUAAGAUCGUCCAUAGAGACUUGAAGCCAGAGAAUCUCCUGCUCGAUUCUGACCUCAACGUCAAAAUUGCCGACUUUGGGUUGAGCAAUAUCAUGACGGAUGGCAACUUCUUGAAGACCAGCUGUGGUAGCCCCAACUAUGCGGCGCCUGAGGUGAUCUCGGGGAAGCUGUAUGCUGGGCCAGAGGUGGACGUCUGGAGCUGCGGUGUCAUACUUUACGUUUUGUUGGUCGGCCGCCUGCCAUUCGAUGACGAUUUAAUUCCGGCACUCUUCAAGAAAAUCGCCACCGGCUCGUACCAGACGCCGCCCUUUGUAUCUUCUGGGGCGAAGCAUAUUAUCCAUAAGAUGCUAAAAGUCAACCCGGUUCAGCGCAUUAGCAUUCCAGACAUCCGCCAGGAUCCAUGGUUUAAUGAAGGUCUCGAGGAUUACUUGAAGCAGCCUGUCGAGGAAUUCAUCGACACAGGAGUUGAUCCAAAUAAGGCCAUAGAUCCGCGAAAAUUGGCACCUGGAAAGCCGCCGGCCGUGCAGGAACAGAUUCAUGAGUCUGUGAUCGGUAAAUUGGGGAAAACAAUGGGUUACGCCAAGGACGAUGUACAGGAUGCACUUGGCAAGGAUGAGCCAAAUGCGAUCAAAGACGCGUACUUGAUCGUGAGAGAAAAUCAGAUCAUGCAGACAAACCCGAAUCUCACGCAUGCCCAAAAUCUAGGCUUCCUCGCAACCUCACCACCAGCAUGGAAUUCGACAUCACACCAAUUCUCUUCGCCAAUGGCUGAGGCUGCCCAGUCAAACUUUAACAGCUUCCCCACCCGUAAAAAUUAUCAGCAGCUACGUGAAGCUCAGCUGGACUCAGCUACCGCAUCGGCAGGCACUGAGCCUAACUCCUCUACCCAAGAGACUGCUGUCGACACGACUCGUGAAGAGGCACUGGAAAAGCCAUAUGUCAGCAAGAUUGGUAUCCUAACUACGAGUCUACCUAUGUACCACAAUCAAAUUAUGGAAAUGCGACGGGCGGAUCAACGCCGUAGGCGUGCAGAAGAACGAGGCGAGGCUCUCGAGCUUGAGGGAAUGGACAAGCUUUCCAGAAUGUCACUCGAUGUCGAUAGCCGUGAGCAGACUAGUGAGGAGCAAGCUGAGACUGCUCGGCGUCUGAAACCACACUCUCGGUCCACCAUUCAGCUUCAGACAAUCACUGCCAACGCCUCCAAAGAUCCCACGGGGGUCCUCAUCACUGCUCCCAAGACAAAGGGUAAUCGCACCAAAUGGCAAUUUGGCAUUCGAAGUAAAAGCGAGCCACUAGACGCAAUCAAGUGUCUUUACAAGGCAUUGGGUUCAAUGGGGGACUGCCAAUGGCAAGUUGCGGAACCUCAACAGAACAAGCCUCGCGAUGGUGCUCCUUACCCUGUCAACGUUGCUGGAGCCACUCAUCUUACCGCGGCCGAAUCUACGCUUUCUGAGAGUCCUGAGAAAGACAAGCACCAUAUACGUGGUGGCCAUCGCGCUGCCGUCAACGAUCCUUCAGAUUCUAGUGGGGAUGAUGCCGCCGCUUCCGAAAGCGACCGCACUGAAGCCCGACCUUCCUAUGAGGACGACUCCGACAGCGAGAACGAUGAUGAUGUCGAUAUCAACCAUUUUCCUCCGGGCUACAUACCCAAAGAUCCUUGGUGUAUCCAUGUCCGUUGGGAGAAAAAGGGCAUGUCCCCACCCGGCGUGAUCAACUCCAAUUCUGCACAAAGCAGCCGCAUCGACCUCAACAGCAACGAUGGAUCAGGCCGACGCGGUAGUGUUACGCUUGGUAGCCUGAGCUCGGCAGCCGGAUCUGCGACCAGCGUUGCCGGCAUAGAGCAUAUCAUCGACAACUUCGACAACACUGCCUGUUUCGUCUACCUGGACCUUCAGAUCUACGUCCUGGAGCUAGAAACCUACUUGGUAGACUUUAAGUGUGCCGGGUACGAGUCCAUUAUUGGAGAACAUAAGACGGUGAACAAGAAGGGUGAGGAGAUCACGGAAUUCAUUGGGUCUGGAUAUAGGGUUGCAGACAAGGACGUUACCAGUCCUCAACCAUUCCUCGAUCUCGCCAACAGACUCGUCAUACACCUUGCGAGGGGCGGAGGAUAG
Letharia columbiana is the source of this 2631-nucleotide messenger RNA. RefSeq lists its product as uncharacterized. Bases 1 to 2631 code for a protein of 876 amino acids. Gene Ontology annotation, biological process: intracellular signal transduction; protein phosphorylation. The transcript has 3 exons. Gene Ontology annotation, cellular component: cytoplasm. The record is from RefSeq and is a predicted model, not a curated record. Gene Ontology annotation, molecular function: ATP binding; protein serine/threonine kinase activity. NCBI's taxonomy places the organism in Eukaryota, Fungi, Ascomycota, Lecanoromycetes, Lecanorales, Parmeliaceae.